Messenger RNA from Cannabis sativa, 2249 nucleotides. Its product is annotated as F-box/LRR-repeat protein 17. Gene Ontology annotation, molecular function: protein binding. Bases 101 to 1927 code for a protein of 608 amino acids. The transcript has 11 exons. Lineage: Eukaryota; Viridiplantae; Streptophyta; Magnoliopsida; Rosales; Cannabaceae. The record is from RefSeq and is a predicted model, not a curated record.
AUUCCCACGCUCUCUAUUUUAUUUGGCUUUCCCACACUCAUUUCACUCCCGCUCUAACUUUCUCUCUCUAAAACCUCUCUCUCUUUCUCUCUCUAUACCCAUGCACCAAUAUCGCAGCCGCCAGCCCCAUUUUCCGGCAGCCGGAGAAUCCGUCGCCGCCUACACACCAUCCUUGAGCGAGCAGAAGCGUGGAAAGAAGCGAGGGAGUUACAGCUGUGGCCGUUGUGGUCUUCCAAAGAAAGGUCACUCCUGCCACGUCAGCAGCGGCGGAGGUGGAGGAGGAGGCGAUACUACGCCUACUGAAUCUACCGGCGAUGUAUCUGCCGAGUACUCUCUCUCUACUAAUAGACAUCCGCCGCCGCCACGUCAGCCCUACUCCCAACUACGUAGAGCGUUGUCGUUUGAUGAUGUUGAUAAUGGUGGUGGCGGCGGCGGCGGCGACGGUGGUGGUCGGUUUGAGCAAGCGGAGAGCGAUGAUGAUGAGUUUGUUGAUCCGAUGAUGGAGAUGGAUGCUGAUCUGGUUUCUGGUGGCUUACCGGUGAGUUGCUUGUGGGAGGUGCUGAGAAGGUUGCCGCCGGCGGGGUUGCUUUCGGCGGCGAAGGUUUGUAAGGGUUGGAGAGAGAUGACUAAGAAGUUAUGGAAGGCGGCGGAAGUUUUGAAACUUAGGGUUCCGUCGAGAGCUCAGGUUGGAUUGGUUGGAUCAAUGUUGCACAAGUGCCCUGGGCUUGUCAAUCUCUCUUUGAGAAUGGAAAGUGAUCUGGAUGCGACGAUGCUGGCCUGUGUUGCAUUUUCAUGCCCAAAUCUUGAAUACAUGGAGAUCUCUACUUCUGAUGCUGCCGUCAAUCGUAUCACUGGUGAUGAGUUAGGCCGUUUUAUUGCUGAUCGACGAAUGCUGAAAAGUCUUAAGGUUGAGGGGUGUUCCAAUCUUGGUGGUUUUGUUCUUAGUUCACCAUGUCUUACUACUCUUUGGCUUUCAGAUCUUUGCUCUCUGUCUAAGAUGGUUUUUAAUUGUCCAAGUCUUAAAGAGAUUUCUUUGGAAUUUUCUCGCCAAGAAAAUGAUAAUACCGACCUUAUUAGCAUGGCUGAAUCUCUGGGAAGGGGUUGUCCAAGGUUGCAAAACAUUCACAUUGCUUCUAUCCGGUUAUCUCAUCCAGUCGUACUUGCCCUUACAGCCGCCCACUUAAGGGGCUUAAGAAUGCUUUCUCUUGUUCUUGGUUCUGAAAUCACUGAUGCUUCAGUUGCUGCCAUUGCUGAAAGUUACCCAAAUUUAGAGCUGCUUGAUCUUAGUGGGUCUGGUAUCAGUGAUAAUGGGAUUGGAAUGAUCUGCAAUGUGUUCCCAGACACUCUUACGAGGUUCCUUGUCGCUCUUUGUCCAAACAUUACUUCAAGUGGUAUUCAAUUUGCCACAGCACAGUUGCCCUUCCUCGAACUCAUGGACUGUGGCAUGGUCAUAUGUGAUCCCAACUCUUCAGAUCCUACAACAGAUGAAAAUAGUGAUUGUGAAGUGCAGAAAACAUGCAAUGCCACAGUCUCACAUAUUUACCAGAAUCUGAUCAUUAAACAUAGCCGUUUAAAAAAACUAAGCUUGUGGGGUUGUUCUGGCUUGAACGCUUUGUAUCUAAACUGUCCAGAACUCAUUGAUCUGAAUCUGAACUCUUGUACAAAUUUGCAGCCAGAGAAAUUGUCACUUCAGUGCCCCAAAUUAGAAUGUGUGCAUGCAACUGGUUGCAAGACUUUGCUAGUUGGAACUGUUCAGACUCAGGUAAAUAACCGUACUGAAACAUUUGGAAAUGUUAUACUGUCCAAACGAUUUGGUGAUGGCUCAAAGAGGAUUCGGGUUCCUCUCUUUCUCAAUGCACAGUCAUAUGAUGAUGAUUCAAAGCGAAGAAGGGUUGAAAGGCGAAAAUGCAAUGUUAUUGUAAGCUAAGCUGAUUAACAUAUCCUCUCUUCUGAACAUUUUUGCCGUAUAACAUGGCAGAGGCUGUUUCUGUUGUUUCUUUACUCAUUAUUAUUUUCUCCAAGGCCAUGAGCAGACUGCAGUAGUUUUAUAUAUAAAUAUAUAUAUAAUUAUAUAUAUAUAUUAAAACAGAAAAGAAAAGAAAAAAUGAGGGGUUGGUUGGUGCCUGCCUUGUAGAAUAUCAUUGAACCCCAACCCCAAACCAUAUUGAAACUUUGGUGGGAACUCUUUGAUUAUAUAUAUAUCUCAUGAUUCUAAUUCUAAUAAAGAUAUGUAUUCCUUACUACUGCUA